CUUCCCUUCCUCUGUUUUUUCUCCUUCUUCUUCAUUUUCUAUGGUUAUAUUUGCUGUAGUAGAUGAUCGUUUGAUGCAGUAAAAUGCUUGAUUUCAAGUUACUAUGCGUUUUUGGCCAUAUUUCAUUGUAUCAAAGUACAAAAAUGAUAUUUGAAACUUGAAAAUUUGCAGUUAACCAUGAAUACAAAUUUGAAUACUUUGGAGUGAAAUAAAGUGAUUUUUGUUGUUUCUCAAAUUGCUGAAAAUUCUGGAUUUCGGAAUUUCAUUUUAUGAAAGUGUUUUUCGGAGUGACGAAGUUCCGUGUGGGUGGUUCGACUAAAUUUAAUAAUCUGAAGAAUAUGAAAAAGAAAAAGAAAAAGAAAACGUCUCUUUAAUAUCCGGGAAGUCAAAUUUGCUUUACGAGAAUAUACACGAGUUGCUGAGGAAAGGGAUUGAAUGAAGAAGGGAAAAAUGGCAGGUUCCCAUAUUGCACAUGCUGCAUACAAGGGUCCAAGUGUAGUGAAGGAGAUUAUGAUAGGGAUUGCUCUUGGAAUGGUUGCCGGAGGUUUGUGGAAGAAGCACCAUUGGAACAACCAGAGGAGAACUAAGGAAUUCUAUGAUCUGCUUGAGAAAAAUGAGAUCAGUGUUGUGGUGAAUGACCAGUAACUGAAAGUCUGGUCAGAUACUAUUCGAAUUUUAAUGUGUUGUUUUCUCACUUGGAAUUAUAAUGAAUAAUGAUAGUUCAUUUGAAUAUAUAUUCAUGAGACAUACAUUAAAGUUGGGAAA
This is a messenger RNA of Solanum lycopersicum (tomato), 765 nucleotides long. The record is from RefSeq and is a predicted model, not a curated record. Lineage: Eukaryota; Viridiplantae; Streptophyta; Magnoliopsida; Solanales; Solanaceae.